This is a messenger RNA of Cryphonectria parasitica EP155, 663 nucleotides long. RefSeq lists its product as uncharacterized. NCBI's taxonomy places the organism in Eukaryota, Fungi, Ascomycota, Sordariomycetes, Diaporthales, Cryphonectriaceae. The transcript is spliced from 2 exons. Bases 1 to 663 code for a protein of 220 amino acids. The record is from RefSeq and is a predicted model, not a curated record.
AUGGACGACUUCAUACAAGCCAAGGAAGCUCAGACGCACGCAACCAUACCACUACCUGCCGAGUUGCGCAACUGCGUCUACAGUCUUGUCCUCGUCGACGAAGAUGCUCGGCCAAAGACAACCCUCGUACAGCCGCCCUUAACGUGCGUCAGCCGCUGGACCCGCAUCGAGGCCCUACCCAUCUACUACGGCGAGAACGAGUUUUCGCUCACAAUUCCUUCACCCAGUAGUUUCGGGGCCGUGGACAAUUGGUAUCGUUUCGUCAGGAUGAUGCGCGUCUUCGCCGCGGGUGGGCCAGGAGGCAAACAUAUGACAUGGCUGCGCUUCAUCAAGAACAUAUCUGCGAAAUGCUGCGCUCAAAUUGAUUAUGUGGAGGAGGAGUACUACCACGAGCCGGAAAUCUUCCAGUUUGGAUUCCAAUGUAUGCACCGCCGAAAGGGGGGCAAGGAGGUUAACAGGAUCGGUAAAAAUAAGCUCGACUGGACAGAUAUGGAUACUGUCGACAAGGCUUUUGACAAGGCAGUCUUACGUCUGGAACACCGCGGAGAAGUAUCCGAAGAUAGUCUGGCCCAUCAUAUUCCCAUGAAGCGGGUCGUUAACGCACUGUACAUGGUCGCAAACAUGUGCCCUGAGGCCACACAAUGGGUCGAGAUUUUCUUCUAA